Rotaria sp. Silwood1 is the source of this 576-nucleotide messenger RNA. Lineage: Eukaryota; Metazoa; Rotifera; Eurotatoria; Philodinida; Philodinidae. The record is from the annotation of a GenBank genome assembly.
AUGAAUAAAAAUUUAUUAACACCGUAUCAUUGUGCUCAACAUUUAUCAUCAGGUUUAGUUGAUCAAUCUUGUUUAGCUUUAAUUGAUGAUGAACAUAUAUGGGAUAUGAAUCGUCCAUUAGAACAUGAUUGUAAAUUAAAAUUUCUUCAUUUUAUGGAAGAAAAUUUUUUUAAAUCAAAUUAUAAUGUUGAACUUUGUUCAUUUUCACCACCACAAUUUCAAUAUGGAUCAUUUGCUUAUGAUGUCAAACUUAAUCUUGAAGAUUGGCAACCAAGUCGUGAUGAUUUUAGUUAUAUAGCACAAAGUGUAGCUGAAGAAAUGUUUGCAUAUGAUAGAUUUAAACUUGCACAAAUUCCUCAUAUGCUUCGUUUGAUGUCGCCAUUAGAUACUCAAACAAGUUUAUCUGUUUAUCGAAUGGGUGAUUGUCAUUUUGAUAUAACACGUAGACCAUUAAUAUCAUCAACAAAACAAAUAGGAAAAUUUGAAUUUAGUGCUAUUCAUCAGAUUGAUAUUCCAUCAUAUGGAGAAACAAUGCAAUGUGUUCAAGCACUUUCAAUUCCUUCUCAACUUCACUGA